Apiotrichum porosum is the source of this 1272-nucleotide messenger RNA. RefSeq lists its product as uncharacterized. Lineage: Eukaryota; Fungi; Basidiomycota; Tremellomycetes; Trichosporonales; Trichosporonaceae. Bases 1 to 1272 code for a protein of 423 amino acids. The record is from RefSeq and is a predicted model, not a curated record. The transcript has 6 exons.
AUGUCCAUAUACAACGAGCGCUAUGACGACGCUCUGUCCAAGACAUCCUGGGUGUCAAAGACACUGGGCAGUGGCCGAACCUACCUGUUUAAAUACGCGCCCCACCCAGAGCGCUCGGGGUACUUGUUUGUGGCCACCGACCUCGAGACCGUCCACUUUGAAGCUCUGACAGCUACGUCUAUCCCGACGCGUAUCGGACAGGUCGCAUUACGCGAUGGCGACUAUUCAGCCGCAGAGAAGGUCAACGAGUUGGGAUUUGACGAGCAACAACGUCAAGGCGAGACCAUUUUGGCAUCGCUCAGUAGCGUCUUUGAUGCGGGGUGGGCCGACGCCAAGGUCGAGGCCGAGUCGGACGACUACUUUGACGCAGUGUUUGCGGUAUCGACCGGGUCUUUCUCGUGGUUGUUCAACAUGACUGAACUGCGAGGCCGCCAGCCUCUCACGUUCGUGGCCAAGCAUCUCCUCACGCCGUUUGUGACGUUAAUGGGCCAAGACCGGGGCGUAGAGAUACCAUCACACGGCACGCGCCCUGUGGACGCUGUCGGCGCCGUCGUCUCUGACCAAGGUGUCGCGCGUGCCCUCCGCCGUGUUGUCGGAGCACCGCCAGCGGCGUCAACGCGAGCUACUCCAGCACCGAGGCUGUCUCGCCCGUCAACACCGCCUCCCAAGCACGCGGCGCCCAAAUCCCCGACACCACCACGCAAGACCACCCCACGACCGCGGGUGGAAGACUAUACCCCUCGGCCACCCACGCCACCACGUGCGAGUGCGUCACAGACGCUAAAGUCUCUCAUUCCGCCCUCGUCGCCCACACCCAUGGCGCGGAAACGGUCAUACAACUACCUCACGGUCCCCGAGUCUGAGCUGCCCAACUCGUCUGCCCCCGAGAGCCCCAGCAGUCCUGGUCCGGGAGCAUUUACCGAUAGCUACAGCCAUGCGGUCCCCACUCUACUCAUACCGGACACGGAGCCGGCCAUGCCCUCCUCGGCGCAGCCGCCAUCGAGCGACGCGGGCUUUGGCUAUGACCGCUCGUCGCCCGGACUGGCGGCCUACCCAUCGGGUUUGGGCGCCGACUUUGUUUCGUCAUCUGCCGCGCCCGCGCCGACGUCCACGCAGGACCCGUUAGUCAACACGCUGCCGAAGCAUAAGAAGAAGAAGAAGGAUAAGAAGGCCGAAGAGGCGGAAGAGGAGGCCGAGGCGGAGCGCCGAAGGGAGGAGAUGAGGCGGAAGAUGGCAAAAGGUGCGGGUGGCAGGCUGGGUCGGAGGCGGUGA